Molecule: messenger RNA, 819 nt
Organism: Otolemur garnettii (small-eared galago)
Lineage: Eukaryota; Metazoa; Chordata; Mammalia; Primates; Galagidae
Product: histo-blood group ABO system transferase-like
Exons: 3
Coding region: 1-819 (272 amino acids)
Biological process (GO): carbohydrate metabolic process
Cellular component (GO): Golgi apparatus; vesicle; membrane
Molecular function (GO): glycoprotein-fucosylgalactoside alpha-N-acetylgalactosaminyltransferase activity
Source: RefSeq, a predicted model, not a curated record
AUGGCUGAGCCGCUGCUGGCGCUGGGCGGUGAGUGCGGUCCCCGGGACCCGAGCGGAGCUGCCGCGGCCGGGAAGGUGGACGACGAGCCCCCGGAGCCGGGCCUCUCCCCGCCGCUCCGCUCCCUCCUGGCUGGCCGGGCCCUCGAGAAGGCCCUGUCCCCGGGGCAGGGCGCCCAGGGGCCCGCGUGGGCCUGGAGGAGCCUCUGCCGGCGUCUGCAGGUGCUGCAGGUGCGCGCCUACGCGCGCUGGCAGGACGUGUCCAUGCGCCGCAUGCAGAUGAUCGCCGACUUCGCCGAGCGCCGCUUCCUGGGCGAGGUGGACUACCUGGUGUGCGUGGACGUGGACAUGCGGUUCCGUGACCACGUGGGCGUAGAAAUCCUGUCGCCGCUCUUCGGCACCCUCCAUCCUGGUUACUACCGGAGCCCCCGGGAGGCUUUUCCCUACGAGCGCCGGCCGCAGUCCCAGGCCUACAUCCCGCGGGACGAGGGCGACUUCUACUACUUAGGCGGCUUCUUUGGGGGGUCGACGCGGGAGGUGCAGCGGCUCACCAGGGCCUGCCACCAGGCCAUGACGGCCGACCGCGCCAAGGGCGUCGAGGCGGUGUGGCACGACGAGAGCCACCUGAACUGGUACUUGCUGCACCACAAGCCCACCAGGGUGCUGUCCCCGGAGUAUCUGUGGGACGAGCAGCUGCUGGGCUGGCCGCCCGUCCUGAAGAAGCUGAGGUUCGUGGCGGUGCCCAAGAACCAUCAGGAGAUCCGGAAAUCUGAUCCUGAGAGCUCUGAGGCCCAGCCUCCGGCCCCGGACACCGGGCGCUAG